Messenger RNA from Magnolia sinica, 1393 nucleotides. RefSeq names its product homeobox-leucine zipper protein HAT5-like. Gene Ontology annotation, cellular component: nucleus. Gene Ontology annotation, biological process: positive regulation of DNA-templated transcription. The record is from RefSeq and is a predicted model, not a curated record. The transcript is spliced from 3 exons. The coding region runs from base 315 to 1316 and encodes 333 amino acids. Gene Ontology annotation, molecular function: sequence-specific DNA binding; DNA-binding transcription factor activity, RNA polymerase II-specific. NCBI's taxonomy places the organism in Eukaryota, Viridiplantae, Streptophyta, Magnoliopsida, Magnoliales, Magnoliaceae.
CCCCCUCGAUCUCUCACACCCGCAGGGAAACAAACCCUCUCCUCUCUCUCUCUCUCUGUUUCCGUCAGAACUGACGGAGAAUUAGGAAACGCCGUGAUAUAUUCCGUCAUCAUCUUCUUCUGAGGGAUGGGUGAGAGCUGCCCCUUUAGUCAGACCUCUCACAUAUCCGUUAUCUUCAUCACCAGCUUCUUCCGCCAUAAGCCGUAAAUUAUCCCCAUUCAUAACCAAUCAUGACCGUUGGAUCUUCUUCGCAGGAAGAUAUGACCGUUUGAGGCGUCUUUUCUUUUUCUUUUUUAUUUUCAAAAAGAGGAAAAAUGGCGGGUGGGAGGGUCUAUGGCUGUUCGAAUAUGACCGUUAUACUCCAAAACGAAAGGAUUCCUUGUUCUGCUGAUGGCCUUGAAGCUUUCCUCAUUUCCUCCUCUUCUCCUGCUUUCCGUGGCUCAAGAUCCAUGGUUAAUUUUGAAGACGUUCAUCGAAACACACCAGAGAGGUCGUUUUUCCGGCCCCUGGAUCAGGAAGAAACUGGUGACGACGACUUGGACGAGUGCUUUCAUCAACCCGAGAAGAAGAGGCGGCUUACAGUGGAUCAGGUUCAGUUCCUUGAGAAGAAUUUCGAGGUUGAGAAUAAGCUCGAACCAGAGAGGAAAAUCCAACUUGCUAGGGAUCUAGGCCUGCAGCCUCGGCAGGUCGCAAUAUGGUUCCAGAAUCGGCGGGCUCGGUGGAAGACAAAGCAGUUGGAGAAGGAUUACGAGGCCCUGAAAACUAGCUUCAACAGUCUUAAGGCAGACUAUGAGAGCCUGCUGAAGGAGAAGGAGAAACUGAAGACACAGGUUCUUUUCCUCACAGAUAAGCUCCAUCUCAAAGAGAAAGAUGGAGAAGAUUCAGAAACAUCUGAACUAAAUGAACACAAAUCCACAUCUGAACUAAAUGAACACAAAUCCAACCCACAAACGCAAAAACCUGCAGCCAUUUCUCUUUCAAAUGUGAAAGAAGCAGCUGUGCCAAUGGUGGUCCCCAAACAAGAAGAUCUCAGUUCGGCCAACAGUGCCGUCUUCGAUGCUGAGAGUCCACAUUACAUAGACGGAGGACACUCACCUCUAUUGGAGCCCACCGAUUCUUCCAACAUCUUCGAACCAGAUCAGUCGGAUCUCUCACAUGCCGAGGAGGAUGAAGAAGACAACUUGAGCAAGACACUGAUGCCGCACACCAACCACUUUCCGAAGCUUGAAGAUGCUAUCAACCCAGACCCACCUGCCAAUUCAUGUAACUAUGGAUUCUCAGUCGAAGAUCAUCCCUGUUGGUUCUGGUCUUACUGAGUGUUUUUCGUUUCUUUUUUGUAUCUUAUGUUUUUUCUUCCAUUUGCCCUUCUGUUAUUAGUGUGAUGAUAAGAAAA